AUGGGGGCACUGCCGGGGCUCCUGGUGCUGCUGCUGCUGCUGGGGCUGGCGGGGUGCCCCGGUGCGCGAGGGGCCCGCCCCGCCGAUCCCCUCGCCGCGUGGGUGACUGUGCCGCGGCAGCUGAGCCCGCGGGCCGGCAGCGACCCCCCGGCCGUGACCUACUGGCUGAAGGUGGCGGGGCGGCCGCGGGUGCUGCGCCUGCAGCCCCGGCGGGGCCUGGUCUCCCGGCCCUUCACAUUGGUCACCUAUGGCAAGGACGGGACCCGCCGGGAGGAGCACCCCUUCGUGCGGGACAACUGCUUCUACCAGGGCGAGGUGCUGGGCAGCCCUGGCUCCCUGGUGGCCCUCAGUGCCUGUGAUAGGGGCCUCCACGGAGUGCUCUGGGUGGAGGAUGAUACCUUCCAGAUUGAGCCCAUCCCCAACGAUCCAGCCUUUCGGCACAUCCUCUACCGCAUGGAGGAGGCCAACAACCACAUGGGCCCCACCUGCGGACUGACCCCUGAGAUGCUGCAGCACCAAAAGGCUGUGCUGCCCUGGUUCAAGGCUCCAAAGGCAGAGGAGGAGAACGAGGAACUGAAGGACUGGUGGACACACAUCAGAUAUGUCAAGAUAGUAGUGGUCGUGGACAAUGUGCGGUUUGUGAAGUCGGGCAGGAAUAAAUCCGAAGUCUUGAGGCAAGUCAUGGAAGUCAUCAACAUUGGGGACAUUCUGUACAAACAGCUUUCUGUCCGGCUGUUUCUUAUGGGAUUGGAGAUAUGGACCGAAAGCAACUUAAUAAAUAUUACUAGAUCUCUCGGCACGGUACUCAGUGACUUUAACAAUUGGCGAAAGUCAAACCUGUCCCGACGGAUGCGCCAUGAUGUUGCUCACUUAUUUGCAUUCCAGAGCUUUGGAAGCACCCUGGGAUUGGCAUAUAUAGGGACAGUGUGUGAUAACCACUGGUCAUCAGCUGUUGCUUCCUUCACUGAAAAAAAGUUGUCUGCAUUUUUUAUCACAUUUGUCCAUGAGCUGGGCCAUAAUCUUGGGAUGAGCCAUGAUAAACCAGACUGUAAAUGCAAACGAGAGAAAUGCAUUAUGUACGAAAGCAACGCUGACACUGAUGCAUUCAGUGACUGCAGUUACAAAUACUACUUUGACCUGCUUGUAAAAGGUGCUGACUGCCUUCGUCAACCACCACCACCAGGCGCUUUCUACACCUCGAAGCGUGAAUACUGUGGGAAUAAGAUAUUAGAAAGCGGAGAGCAAUGUGACUGUGGUUCAGAAUCAGUCUGCAGAAAGGAUCCUUGUUGCCACCCGAACUGUACGCUUACUGUAGGUUCAGUCUGUGCGUCUGGAAAAUGCUGCAAGAACUGUAAGGUCCUUCCAGCAGGAACGCUCUGCAGAGAAAGUACUGGCAGCUGUGACCUGCCAGAGUAUUGCAAUGGGAUUUCCCCUCAGUGCCCACUGGAUGUCUACCUACAAGAUGGAACCCCUUGCAAAGAUGGUGCUUACUGCUAUCAAGGAAAAUGUUCUUCCCACAGUAAACAGUGCCAGGAUCUCUUUGGCAAACAAGCCAGGGCUGCUUCUUUAGAUUGCUUCAAAGCAGUGAAUACUCAAGGUGACCGGUUUGGGAAUUGUGGUAUUUAUAACAAUAUCCAUUUUACAAAAUGCAGUAUUGAGAAUAUCUUAUGCGGUAGGAUUCAGUGUGAAAACAUAGUCAAACUACCUCCCUUGCAGAACCAUGUAACGCUAGUCCAAACUCCUGUUGGAGAUAAAAAUUGUUGGGGUCUUGACUAUCACGUAGGGAUGCCAGGAGCUGACAUGGGAGCUGUGGAAGAUGGCACACCAUGUGGUAGCGAUAUGCUUUGUAUCAACAGGACAUGUAUGAGUGUAUCAGUGCUGAACUACGACUGUAACGUGACAAAGUGUCAUGACAGAGGAGUGUGUAACAAUCAUAAGAACUGUCACUGCGAGUAUGGCUGGGCUCCUCCAUACUGUGAAUUGGAAGGAUUUGGAGGUAGCAUUGACAGUGGACCCCCUCCAGCCAGGAAGAUUUCUCAGAGAGCAAAAGUAAGACUAAUACUACUUACUUUUUUUUGUCUCUGUUUCCUUGGAGUAAACCUUACCAUGCGUUAUAGACAGGAAAUAGUAGGAUGGCUUAGGAGGAUAAAGGCCCAAUUCCACAGAAUACUGCAGUUAUUUCAAAGACUGAAAAAAACAGAAGUACCUAAAGAAGACUCACCUGAUGGUGAGUCAAAAUCUACUGAAGACCAACAAGCAAGAAGACCAAUGCUUCUGGGGAAAUCUCUCUUUAGCAAAGCCAUCUGAUAAUAUCAUCAAAAUAAUUCAACACAUUCCGAAUAGCUCUAAUCUCAUAUGAUAUCAUUAAAUGCAGAGUAAAAGUUAUUUUUGUUUAAUUUAAAUUAAUAAAUGUAGGCAUUAAGGCCUGCUGUUCUUUGUACGCUGA
This is a messenger RNA of Pipra filicauda (Wire-tailed manakin), 2446 nucleotides long. RefSeq names its product disintegrin and metalloproteinase domain-containing protein 20-like. The coding region runs from base 1 to 2307 and encodes 768 amino acids. Gene Ontology annotation, biological process: male gonad development; proteolysis. Gene Ontology annotation, cellular component: sperm head plasma membrane; plasma membrane; external side of plasma membrane. The transcript has a single exon. The record is from RefSeq and is a predicted model, not a curated record. Gene Ontology annotation, molecular function: metalloendopeptidase activity. NCBI's taxonomy places the organism in Eukaryota, Metazoa, Chordata, Aves, Passeriformes, Pipridae.